Molecule: messenger RNA, 2172 nt
Organism: Lactuca saligna
Lineage: Eukaryota; Viridiplantae; Streptophyta; Magnoliopsida; Asterales; Asteraceae
Source: the annotation of a GenBank genome assembly
AUGAACAGUGAACUCAUCAAGGUGAACUGCUUGCUUGCUAAGCUCACCAAAUCACAACAAUACACAAAAACCCUUCAAUUGUUCCACAAAAUUCAGUCUUCCCACUAUCUAAAACCAGAUCAAUAUACCCUCUCUACAACCCUCACCGCUAGCGCCAAUCUCCGUGAUGACACCGCCGGAAACCAGGUCCACGCGCACGUUAUCAAAACCGGCUAUAAAAUCUACUCACACGUAGCCAACACUCUGCUCUUCCUCUACUCCAAAUCAGAAGACUUGACUUCAGUAAAACGGGUUUUCGCAGAGAUAAAAUUCCCGGAUGUGUAUUCAUGGACAACACUAUUGUCUGCGUGCACAAACCUCGGGGAAGUUGAUUAUGCAUGCCACCUGCUCGAUCAAAUACCCCACAGAAACGAAGCUGUCUGGAACGCCGUAAUCACAGGUUGCGCAGAUAAUGGGUAUCCAUCCAUCGCAUUGGAUAUGUUCAAUCGAAUGCACUUGUUGGGAAUUAGACAUGAUAACUAUAGUUACGCUAGCGUUUUGAGCAUGUGUUCUUCAGAGUUAAUCGACUAUGGUGUACAAGUUCACUCACUGGUAAUCAAGACUGGUUUUUUAGUCAAACCUUCAGUUACAAAUGCUCUUAUCACGAUGUAUUUCAACUUCGGAAACGCUAAUGACGCACACCAAGUGUUUGAUGAAACAGAACAUGAUCAUAUCACUUAUAAUGCAAUGAUUUCCGGUCUGGUGAGCAUGGGAAAAGACGAAAAUGCCCUCGUAAUGUUCAAAAACAUGCAAGAAAUCGGUCUCAACCCAACCGAACGAACUUACGUGAGUCUUAUGAGCUCAAGUCCUUGUAAAAACUUAUCUACACAACUACACGCCCAUUCCAUCAAGACCGGAUUCCACGAUUCCAAUUCCGUAAGUAACGCGGCAAUCACCAUGUAUUCCAAUAACUCCGAAUUUCAUUCCGCUGAAUUGGUGUUCAUGGAAUUGGAACAAAAAGAUCGUGUCUCAUGGAACGCCAUGAUAACAAUCCAUGCUCAAUCCAAUUCCAAUUCCGGAGAUGCGAUUCCGACCUACUUACAAAUGCAACACCACGGAAUCAAACCAGAUGAAUUCACGAUCGGAAGCUUGCUUUCAACUAUGGAAUCCAUACAAAGCGUCAUGACAAUUCUCGCGAUUGUGAUUAAAAACAAUCUUAUUUCAAAAACCGAAGUAUCAAACGCAUUGAUUUCAAAUCUUUCCAAACGGAAUGGAAUCAAAGAGGCUUACAUUAUCUUUAACGAAACGAAUUCCAAGAAUUUGAUAUCAUGGAAUUCAAUGAUUUCCGGGUUUCAUUCAAACGGGUAUUCCUUCCACGCAUUAAAUCUAUUCUCCAACAUUAUCGUAUCACGUUUGACUCCCGAUGUCUACACUUUGACCAUGGUUUUAAACAUAUGUGCCACCAUUUCAUCCUUAACAUAUGGAAAAGAAAUCCAUGGAUACAUAAUCAAAUCUCAUUAUUUCCACAACACAUCAUUAGGGAAUUCCCUAAUCGCUUUAUAUUCAAAAUGUGGGGAUUUAAAUUGGUCUUCUAGGGUUUUCGAUUCGAUAAUCCACAAAGAUGUAAUCUCAUGGAAUUCAAUGAUUUCCGCAUACGGUCAACACGGGAAAGGGGAAAAGGCAAUUUCAUGUUUCGAAUCAAUGCAAGAUUCAGAUUCAGAUUCGGUCAAAGUCAAAGUCAAAGUCAAACCAGACCAUACGACUUUCAUUGUGGUUCUCACGGCAUGUAGCCAUGCGGGACUUGUUGAAGAUGGGGUCAAGAUUUUCAAGUCAAUGGUCAACGAGUAUGGUUUAGAGCCAGGAGUUGACCAUUUUUCUUGUGUGGUUGACCUUUUGGGACGUGCGGGGUAUCUUGAUGAGGUGGAGAAGAUGGUGAAGAGUGAUUGGUGUAAUGUGGAUUGUAGUGUGUGGUGGAGUUUGUUUAGCUCAUGUGCUGCUCAUGGGGAUUUGAGACUUGGGAGGAUUGUUGGUGGGAUUCUUUUGGAAAUGGAAGAAGAUAAGUCGAGUGUUUAUGUGGUUUUGGCGAAUAUGCUUGCGGAUGGUGGAUUUUGGGAAGAGGCGGAGGGUGUGAGGAAGAUGAUGAGGGGUCAUGGGGUUGUGAAGCAACCGGGAUAUAGUUGGAUUAGAUCAUAG